Messenger RNA from Phalaenopsis equestris, 1084 nucleotides. Its product is annotated as DUF21 domain-containing protein At1g47330-like. Gene Ontology annotation, biological process: magnesium ion homeostasis. The record is from RefSeq and is a predicted model, not a curated record. Gene Ontology annotation, cellular component: intracellular membrane-bounded organelle. Lineage: Eukaryota; Viridiplantae; Streptophyta; Magnoliopsida; Asparagales; Orchidaceae.
GGUUUAUGAUGAUCUUCCUCUCUAUGACAUUCUAAAUGAAUUCCAGAAAGGCCAUAGCCACAUGGCUGUGGUUAUUAAACACAUAAACAAUGAGGCAAUCACGGAAAGAAGUAAGAGUAAUGCAUCUGAGAACAGAAAAGAUUAUAGUAAGAGACAUGUGCAGGAUGGAACUCCAGCUGCCAUCUCUGAUCACGUGACUAUCCAUAUAAAUGGUUCCCCUGUGAAUAAUGGCAUUGCUGAAUCUCAUACCCUUGCACUGAAAAGUAGCUUGGAGAAGCCGGGGGAUACACGCUCGCUAUCCAAGAGAUCUGAUCGACGUUCUAAUAAUAUUCUUGACAUUAAGGCGGAGUCUCUACCCAGCUAUCGGUUUGAUGAGGAAGUCGUGGGCAUCAUAACAAUGGAAGACCUGAUGGAAGAAUUACUGCAGGAGGAAAUAUUGGAUGAAACUGAUGAAUACGUUGACGUCCAUAACAAGAUUAAGAUAAAUAUGUUGCCUCCAAAAGGAUCUUCCCCAAGGUCAUUAGGACCUCAAUCUCUUUCUCAAUUCCUUCGACGGAGCCCAAUAGCAUCUCCGCACUCUUGCUAUCAUAGUUCGUCUCUAUUACAUUCACCUGUUUCCCCUAUUUCUCAAGCUUCUGGAUCAACAGCAGCCGUUGUAAGGGCAGAGCAAAGCGUUCCAGCUGAGACUGAAGGCAUCAGGAUCAGUUCUUCUAAUACAUAUCAAGUCCUAAAAAAACAAUAAGUAUGGCUUCUUGGAGAAAUGGACCAAUUGAUUUUUAUUACUAUCCAUGGGGUAAUCUCAUCAUUAUAACCACACUUUACUCAUUAUAAGAUGAUUGUAUAAUUUUUUUUUCUUUUUGGUCUUUUGUCUUUUAAUGGAGAAAAGGCUUUGUUGCUGGUGUUGUUUUGCUUUUUAAACAAAACUAAAUUUAGUGUAGCAUUGUAAGUUAUGUAAGCUGUAGCACCAUUUUGGUUGGUACUUCUGAUCUUUAAGAGUAUAAUUUUUUAGUAAUAGGCGUCAAGAUUCAUUGGUGCCUUUUGUAUGUAGAUCAGAGUAGAAAGAUAAUUAUUUUGUUCAUGGCUA